UAACUACAAAAGUUGUCAGACUGCAGGGUCAACUAUUUUGUGGCACGUUUUUUAGCAAUCAAGCAAAAUUCCAGCCCAGGAACAGGUAUUCGUUAGGUGCCGUAGUGGCAAGAUGACGACGGAAGACGCUAAAACGUAUCUUUCAAGGCGAGAGAUCCCUCGCCUUUUUGAGAGUCUUAUGACUGGCUUGAUGUACCACAGACCCACAGAUCACAUCAAGUACCUGAUUGACUGCCUGCAGAAAGUACAUGACAAAGGCCAGGAAAACAUUACAUGGAGUUCUUUUGUGGACAUCCGACGUACCAAAACUCCCCUGCCCCCAAUCUCAAAUGGCCAAGUUAGGCCUGGCUCAAAGGGUGGAUCCAGACCAUCAUCCAAAACCAGGGCAAAAGAGAGAGGAGAAAGCCCCACUGAUGUUUCUUCAGGUGAUUUAACAAAUGGUCGAACAAGUCCCAAGAGAAAAACCCCCUCCCCUGUCGACAAGGGGAAGGAUAAAAAACGAGCCCAGCAUGGGCAUGUGAAAGAAGACAAACCAGCAGGUACAACGACGUCUCCACUUCCGGACAUUCCCCGCUCCAGCGAGAAAAUCUCCCUGCCCGACAUUCCAAUCGUCCUUGUGUUGGGUGCCCCGGGGUCAGAAAAAGACAAGCAUGUGGAUGAGCUGCUCAAGCGUUACUCCGGCUGGAAGCACCUGAACAUGGGUUCAAUGAUACGGGAGGAGAUUGCCCGGCGUGGGGAUGCUCACGCCAAGUGGAAACUGACCCGCGACCUCAUGAGUCGCGGGGAGGCUGCACCCGAGGACAUCACAAUAGAGACCCUGCUGUCCACGUUGAAGUCGUGCAGCUCGGCGAAGGGUGUGGUCAUCACAGGGUUUCCCCGCUCCAUGAAACAGUCCGAGGAGUACAGCAGGGCGGUGUCCCGUGUGGAUUGUGUGUUCAUGAUUGACUGUGAUGAGAAAGCAGCGCUGGAUCGACUGUUACUCCGUGGACGAAACUCCAACAAACCAGAGGACUCGAUGUCUGCAGUCACAGCAAGACUCAACUACUUCAAAGCACACACUUUGCCUGCGGCCAAGGUCUAUGAUGACCAGGGCAAGCUGGUUGUGAUCGACGGUGAUGGCGGAAGUGACAUGGUCAAAUAUGAGUUUGGGAAGGCAUUUGACAACCUCUUCUUCACAAAAUACGGUACCACAGAGUUAGGACUCCGUCCUGUGGCCUCUCGGGAAUCUAAUCUACCAGAUGCAGCCUCAUACAAGAAAGCAUUUGAGGAGGACAAGACUGACUCGCUGGCCAGGGAGGACAGCAGCAUGGAUGCUGACAAGCCCUUGUUCGUGGGACAAGUGCCAGAGCCACCCACAGACGUCGUACCUGACACCGGCAGGAAACCCGGGCUUCCAGACAGUCCCAUCAUUUUUGUGGCAGGUGGUCCCGGCAGUGGUAAGGGCACCCAGUGUGCAAGAAUCAUCAAACGUUACCCAGGCUUCGUACACAUCUCCAUUGGCGACCUUCUACGGCAGGAAAUCUCAAAUAAGGGCACAGCCGAUGAGAAAUGGACCAUGAUCUCCAGUCUUGUGUCCAAGGGAGAAAUGGCACCUGAGGAGGAAACAGUGGAACUAUUGAAGGCUCAACUCAUCAAACACAAGGACGCAAAAGCAUUUGUGGUCGAGGGUUUUCCCAGGGACAAAGGUCAGGUGGACGCUUUCAACAAACAGAUUGGUGGUCUAAACUUUGCCAUUCUAUUUGACUGUGAAGAAUUUUACAUGCAGAACAGGUUAUUAAACCGUGGGCGGGCCAGCGGCAGAAUUGACGACAACGCCACAGCCGUAGCAAACAGACUUAACUUCUAUAAAUAUAACACACUACCCAUCCUCAAAUAUUUUGAUGAUGCUGGAAAACUUGUUGUGAAAAACAUUACGGAUCUGGAUGGGGAUAGAGACAGCGAUGAGAUGUUCUAUGAUAUCAGUCAGAUGUUUGACUUCGCCUUCUUUGGCAAACAAGCAGAAGCGUCAAGCAAUUCCUCAAGUUUUAUGACUGAAACACCAAGACAAAAAUCACAAGCCAUUAAGAGUGAAGAUGACGCCAAUGCCAUGGCAGUCAUUGCAGCCGGUAUACAAGCCAGCUUUGUACGCCACAAGCAUGUCCUAAAGCGGCCUGCCAGCUACAUAAGCAAAUCAGGACAAUCUUCAGGCCCCAUUACCAAUGCAUCUAAAUCUGAACGUGGCUCAUCAAAAUCCAGAAAGCAGCAAAGUUCCAGCGAGGAGAGGGAACUAACUGAUGAAGAGCUGAAAGCAGCGCUCUGUAUACAGGCUGGUUACCGUGGUUACGUUGCUAGGCAACAAUAUUCGUCCAUGAGGGAAAAGGAAGUAAAACAGGACUCUGAAUCCACGGAGAAGAAGGGUAUGUCGGAAGAGGAGGAAGCUGCCAUCCGAAUCCAGGCUGGUUUCCAGGGAUACAAAGUUAGAAAAGAAAUAGAAGCCAAGAAACAGGCGAAACAGGAGUCGACUGAUUUAAAGAACAUCAAGGUGGUGUUCGUGGUUGGUGGGCCAGGCAGCGGCAAGGGGACGCAGUGUGAGCGGAUCGUAAGCAAAUAUGGCUUCACCCAUCUCUCUACCGGCGACCUGCUCCGGGCGGAAGUGGCGUCAGGCUCUGCCAGGGGAAAGGAACUCACUGCCAUCAUGGAGAAAGGGGACCUCGUACCCCUGGACACGGUUCUGCUACUGUUAAAAGAGGCAAUGAUGGCGAAGGCAGCUGACAGCAAGGGUUUCCUGAUUGACGGAUAUCCGCGGGAGAUGGAGCAGGGAACUCGCUUUGAGAAGGAGGUGACUCCAUGCAAGUUCGCGCUUUAUUUCCACGUAUCAGACGAGACUAUGACCAAGCGUCUUCUGGGUCGUGCGGAGACUAGCGGGCGCGUGGAUGACAAUGAAGAAACGAUCAAGAAGCGCCUGAAAACCUUCCAUGAUAUCACAACACCGGUCAUAGAUUACUACGAGAAACAAGGAAAACUGAAAAAGGUAUCAGCAGAGGCAGGGCCGGAUGAAGUGUUUACGGAAGUGGAAACCAUCUUUGAUGAAAUGCUCAAAACAGAAACCUCACCGUUGAAGGACGCCAAAAUAGUUUUCGUUGUUGGCGGACCUGGGUCAGGCAAAGGAACACAGUGUGAGAAGAUUGUCGAGAAAUACGGCUUCUGUCAUCUUUCAUCCGGGGAUUUGCUCAGAGCGGAAGUAGAGUCCGGGUCAGAACGAGGCGAGAAAUUAAAAGACAUCAUGGCAAAGGGAGAACUUGUUUCCUUGGAUGUGGUGCUGGAGCUGAUCAGAGAGGCCAUGGUGAAUAAACUGUCCGAGACGAAGUGUUUCCUGAUUGACGGAUAUCCGAGGGAGAUGGAACAGGGAUCGCGCUUUGAAAACGAGGUGGCGGAAUGCUGUAACGUGCUAUAUUUUGAUGUGUCGGACGACACCAUGACGGCGCGUCUGUUGGACCGGGGGAAGACGAGCGGACGGGUGGACGAUAACGAGGAGACCAUUAAGAAGCGUCUUGUCACCUUCCACAACCAGACCCAGCCCGUUAUCGACCACUACACCAAACAGAACAAAGUCAUUAAGGUUGCUGCUGAGGGAGGUGUCGACGAUAUAUUCGCUGAAGUACAGAAGUUUAUGAACAGCAAGUCCUGGUGAUAGGCGACAGCCACAGGCUGUAGAGACAUUAUACAUUGUGUAUUAUGUAGGAAUUAUAACUAGCGAUAUUACAGAGUUCUACACAAUACAAUACCGUUUAAAAGUACCUCCUCUCUGUCAAAUCAAUCUCUACUCUGUUUGUACUGCUUGAGUCCUUGACCUUUUCAUUUCUAAGGCUUGAAUGUCACGUAACAUUGUUUUUUGUGGUUUAUCAUAUUGCUUGUGCAUAGCUUAAGUGCCUUUUGACUGAUUGCACACAUGCUGAGAUUUCCUUUAAUACAUUUUGAUUAAAGAUUGCUAGCGGACCUAGUUACUGUGCAUGCAUAGAAACAAGUUUAAGGUAUUUUUAUGUAUUAUUUUUUCUCAAUAUUAAUAUUGCUAGUAAGUGUAUGUAAGUACCGGAUUAAAAUCAUAGUUGCAUUUAUUUAGUACAUAAUUGAUAUAAAUAACAUGUAAUCACUGAACGUCUUCUAUCAUACAAGAUUAGAUAAUAUCCCUAGUAUGCACAGCUAAUUUUCCUGCUAGUAUACCGCGCUAGUAUUGUUCUUGAUUGAACAGAUUAUCCCGUCAUGUCCAUGAAGGAUUCAGUUCUACAUUUGGUAUACGUUUUGCAAAAGGAUUAACGAUUAUAUGUAUUUUCACUUAAUUUUAAAUUAUUUCAGAACAUUUCCUUGUAUUUAUGAUCUGUUACUCUAAACAGUAUAAAAUGCUGUUCUUUCGUUUCUUCAAAUGUGUUAGAAUUGCUGCCUAAAUGCACAUGUUAGACUUGUAAGAAUUAACAAGGCACUACACUGUCAAUCAAGCGUUGUAUAUUGUUGUACAGUCUGUAAAGUUCCAAAGGAAAGUUGUUCAUUUUGUGUUUGUUAGAUAUUUAUUUUGAUUAUUGUUUUCUGUGAUAUGUACAGCUUCUGUUCUUAGUUGCAUUUAAGUUUAAUGCUCAUAGCUAUUGAUGUUUAGUUUCAACUGCUGGAUGUAUACGCCCGGAUUACUCCUUAGUAACUGAUGGCAUUUUUUGUUAUCAUUUAUCUGCUUCAUAUUGGCUUUAUCACUGUCUUUUUGAAUGCGAAAUUUUGAAACUGAAAAAUAAAUUAGAAAAUAUU
Mya arenaria is the source of this 4770-nucleotide messenger RNA. Its product is annotated as adenylate kinase isoenzyme 5-like. Gene Ontology annotation, molecular function: ATP binding; AMP kinase activity; protein binding. Gene Ontology annotation, cellular component: cytoplasm; cytosol. Gene Ontology annotation, biological process: ATP metabolic process; nucleoside triphosphate biosynthetic process. The record is from RefSeq and is a predicted model, not a curated record. Bases 113 to 3670 code for a protein of 1185 amino acids. Lineage: Eukaryota; Metazoa; Mollusca; Bivalvia; Myida; Myidae. The transcript has 28 exons.